Phaedon cochleariae (mustard beetle) is the source of this 555-nucleotide messenger RNA. NCBI's taxonomy places the organism in Eukaryota, Metazoa, Arthropoda, Insecta, Coleoptera, Chrysomelidae. The record is from the annotation of a GenBank genome assembly.
AUGCUUCUCUGUGAUUUUGUCGUGAAAAAAGCUCUCGUUUUUUCGAAACUCAGACAGAAUGAUUCUCAGGUUUUGGAAUUCAUCGAUGAACACGGAAAUGAAGUUUUGAAUCUGGGAUCUUUUACCCUUCUACCGCAACAUGUAGUGAGGCUAAUUUUGUCGAGAGAGGAAUUGCAAGCUGAUGAAUUCACAAAAUUCCAAGCGGCCUUGAUGUGGGGUAAGAAAUACUGCGACAGCGAUCCGAACGCCAGCAUAAAGGAUGUCAUCGGCAACUUCAUCGACUACAUUCAGUUUCACAAGAUUCCCGCCAACGCGCUGAUGCGGGACAUACAUCCUUUGGGCCUGGUACCGUACAACAUCAUCGUCAACGCGUUGGCUUAUCAGCAUGAUGGUGCUAGACCUCACUUCUCAGUUCCAGUUAGAAACCAUCUCGAUGCCAAUUACCCCAAUAGAUGGAUUGGCCGUGGAGGUUCAGUAAAUUGGCCACCGCUAUCCCCUGAUCUGAAUUCAGCUAGAUUAUUUUUCAUGAGGUCAUUUAAAGUAAAAAGUUCAUAA